AAUAUCAGCUGUGAUGUUUUGCUCGGAACAUUUACUGAGAGCACUGAGAGGUUAUGUUUAUACUUUAUUGUACACCCUUAUGUAUUUUGCUCUUUGCUGUGUACAAGCAGCAUAAAAUUCCUAAACCUAAAAUAAGUGUGCUUUAUUUGUGUUUUAUGAAGCAAAAAAUGUUUACUUUAAUAUAAUUGGUUUCAUCAAACCCUAAAAUCGGAAUAAAUCAACUUUAUUUAAGUUAUUAAAUGGAACUUCUACUUUUUAUCUUUAACUUAUACAUUAUAGAUCCAAUAUUGUAUUGAGAUGAACAUAAUAUCUGGUAUUGCAGUCCAUAUAAUUUUCCUUGUGUCCAUAUUUGAAAUUUAUUUCAAAUCUCCAAUUGUCGAUGGCAUCGAUAGUGAAAAGAAUAAUAUCAAACCACCGGCGAAACGAUUGAUUUUGUUUGUAGCAGAUGGUCUACGCGCCGAUAUGUUUUUUGAAUUGGAAAACGGUACAAGCAAAUCACCAUUUCUGAGACAUAUAAUUGACACGAAGAGUGUGUGGGGCUUAUCGCACGCAAGAAUUCCCACUGAAUCCAGACCUGGCAAUGUGGCUUUGAUUGCUGGCUUCUAUGAAGAUCCCUCUGCUGUCUUCAAAGGAUGGAAAGAGAAUCCAGUGGAAUUUGAUUCACUUUUCAAUCGCAGCACUGCUACAUAUUCCUGGGGAAGUCCAGACAUUCUACCCAUGUUCCAGAAAGGUGCAGUUGAGGGACGAAUCUACACAGAUUCCUAUUCGUCAGACUUGCAAGACUUUUCCGGUCGCAACUCCAGCGCCACUCAGCUCAAUGAUUGGGUUUUCGACAAGUUCGAGAAAUUCCUGCGAGAAGCAAGCGUCGACUCUGAGAAACGUCAACAACUGAACAGAAAUGGAGUUGUCUUCUUUCUUCACCUGCUUGGAACUGAUGUGGCUGGUCAUGCCAAUAAACCACACUCCAGAGAAUACAAGGAUACUAUUGUUAAUGUGGAUGCUGGAAUCGAGAGCGUUGUCAAACAAGUGGAACAUUUCUUCAGUGAUAAGGACACCGCUUACAUUUUUACUUCUGAUCAUGGAAUGACAGAUUGGGGUUCGCACGGUGCUGGACUUCCUAGCGAAACGGAAACUCCAAUAGUUGCGUGGGGCGCUGGGGUUUCAUCACAUCAAAACGUCAACAUACGUCAGGCUGAUAUUGUUCCAUUGAUGGCUGUGCUUCUGGGGUUAUCCAUACCUGUUCAUUCACUGGGAACUCUGCCUGUGUCGUUCCUAGACGCGAGCAACGAGACCAUAGCCGAGUGUCUGUUGCUGAACUCACGGCAGCUGGUCGCCCAGCUGAAGCGACACCGCGAGUCAGUCACGUGCCAUCUGUUACCUCUCUUCCACGCCCCCUUCCCCCACCUGCAUCAGGCGACCCAGGAUCAACUCACCGCCUCUGUCGAGGACCUCAUUGCACAGAAACGAUAUCAAGAUGCUAUGGAGCAAACGAUCAAUUUGAUCUCAUUGGCUAUGAUGGGAAUAAAAUACUACCAGACAUAUUUCCAGAACUUCCUACUGGCUGCCAUAACACUCUCGUACAUUGCCUGGAUCAUGUGGAUUACAAGUCUCAUAUUGCCCAACACACAGCUUAGCAUCAAUUCAUAUUAUAAAGAGAAAACGCACAAUUCUGGAGUAAUGAAUAUAGUCAUAAAUACAGUGUUCACUUUACUCCUCCUACUUGCCGUGUGUCUACUUUUUGUACAGAAAUUUGGAGUUCAGUAUUAUGUGUUCAGCUGCCUGCCGGUGUGGUUAUGGUGGAAAGUGUCACUCAACUAUAAAGUAUUCUUACCAGUAGUCACCUACAUUUCUGGCAAUUUCAUAAGAACACUCUGUUGGUUAGCGGUGUAUCUUGGAGGACUGGAACUGCUAGUGCUGACAUUCUUCUACAGAUCGGCACUGUCAAUUCUAUUGCUGGGAUUCGGACUGUGGCCUUUUAUCGAUAAAAAACUCAGGUUUAAUUCGAUCGUUCACCGAACAUUUUGGUCUGCCACUUGCCUGUGUCUUGCUGUAUUCCCAUUAUUACCUACAAUUGGAGCUGCCGAGGAUAUUACAUUGGUGAUAAUAUCGGGCUGCUUGUGGCUAAUGGCAGGAAUUUUCGUGACAUUGACCCAGGCGAGAACGAAUCACGGCAACGACGGUUUGCUGUCUCUUUUUCAGCUAUCUCUGUUCCCUUUGACAAUAUGGCUGACCUCUUCCACAGCCGACAGCUUUAAAGCCAGACUCGGUCUUCCUCUACUUAACCAGGCUACGUCUUGGGUGCUGCUUAUUGUGAGCCUAAUCAUUCCUCUGCUAAGUUCGAGGACAGUGCUUACCAGACUAGGUUCUGUGUCGCUCGGCCUGUCUGUGCCGUUUUUGCUUCUCUCCGUUGGUCAUGAGGCAUUCUUCCUUCUUGCACUAACAGUCAAUCUAUUCUGUUGGCUGACGCUGGAGAAAUCCUGCUUAGAAGCCAAUACUGUGAUAACUAGCGCUACUUAUAAGAAUCCUGGAGUGAAACAGAAAGAAUCUUCGCAGACCCUAAAUGGUGAUGAUUUCCGCAGGGCAUUCUUCUUUCUCUGUUACAUAGUGCUGUCGUUCUUUGGCACUGGCAACAUAGCCUCAGUGAACUCGUUCAACAUCGACUGGGUGAGGUGCUUUCUGACGGUCUUCUCGCCAUUCACAAUGACUGCACUCAUUCUCCUCAAAACGCUCAUUCCGUUCCUAUUGGUAGGCUGUGCAUUUCAAGCACUCAGUAUUGUGUCAAAGGUUGAAAUGAAGCACCAGAUGUACAUGUUUCUGGUGCUGAGCAACGUUAUGGGAAUACAGUUCCUGUACGCGGUAACCAACGAAGGCUCCUGGCUGGACAUAGGCACUUCCAUAUCGCACUACGUUAUCGUGCAGACCAUGAUCCUGUUCAUAGUUGUACUGUUCUGGGUGGCCUCCUUCUGCAUGAGCAGGUCCAUCCCACAUCCGUGGUCUCACAGACUCAACUACGUUCCCAGACCAACUCUAGAAUCCAGACCUGGGUUCGUGAUCAAAGACUAUGUGUGGUCGCCGUUCGACAAAAAUCAUUUAGAAUAAAUGAUCUUUACCAAAUACUGUUUCUAUCACAUAAUUUUUAAUUCGUUGAAGCUGUAUCGAACAAUCUACUUUAUUGUGCAAUAAAAACUGUUGUUUCUGAAAUGUU
Nilaparvata lugens (brown planthopper) is the source of this 3205-nucleotide messenger RNA. RefSeq names its product GPI ethanolamine phosphate transferase 1 (gene PIG-N). Gene Ontology annotation, molecular function: mannose-ethanolamine phosphotransferase activity. The transcript is spliced from 16 exons. The record is from RefSeq and is a predicted model, not a curated record. Bases 298 to 3099 code for a protein of 933 amino acids. Lineage: Eukaryota; Metazoa; Arthropoda; Insecta; Hemiptera; Delphacidae. Gene Ontology annotation, biological process: GPI anchor biosynthetic process. Gene Ontology annotation, cellular component: endoplasmic reticulum membrane.